AUGUUUAAUAAUGAAGAAGACAAGAAAUACAAAAAUGAUUUGCUUAAUUGGAUGAAAUCAAAGAUUCAAGGAGCUAUCAUCAGUCCAAUACAUGAAGAUGACAUUUUGUUCCCUGUUUGUGAUGAAGUUACAAAGCUUUUGAUUGAUUUGAGGCAAAAUCAGGAUAAUUUCCACAUGAGAUCAUUCAACAUCAUUGUUGAGCAGCUCGAAAAUGUGCUUUACAGAAUGUAUGUGGAUGAUGAAACGUGUGAUCUUGCACCUUUUAAUUUAAGUGAGAAGUAA
Molecule: messenger RNA, 282 nt
Organism: Trichomonas vaginalis G3
Lineage: Eukaryota; Parabasalia; Trichomonadida; Trichomonadidae
Product: ATPase activity, coupled to transmembrane movement of substances
Exons: 1
Coding region: 1-282 (93 amino acids)
Source: RefSeq, a predicted model, not a curated record